Didymodactylos carnosus is the source of this 909-nucleotide messenger RNA. Lineage: Eukaryota; Metazoa; Rotifera; Eurotatoria; Philodinida; Philodinidae. The record is from the annotation of a GenBank genome assembly.
UCUUAUAGGUAAACAAUCUAAAAAAAAAAUAGUGUCACAUUAUAUGUGGAUGGGUCGCAAACAGCUCUUCAUGUCGCACAAAAAAAUAAUGUGUCGCAGAGUCUAGCGGAAAAAUGUGUCGGGAAAGUUUUGCGAAACAUUAUUUUUUUUGUGCGACAUGAAGAACUGUUUGGGACACAUCCACAUAUAAUGUGACACUAUUUUUUUAGAGUAAAUAUAGGCAUUUUGUGAUUAUCUAAUUUGAUUGAUAUUUAUUUUAGGAGUGAGAGCUAUGAGAAUUCAAAGUAUUUGUCAACAGUCUGGUGCUAAAGUAUAUGUUGGUGGAGAAUUUUCAGCCUCGGAACGUCCAGUUUUUGUAAAAGGGAAUUCAAAACAAGUUGCACAUGCUGUUGAACUUAUUGACAAACUAAUUAAAAGGCAGUAUAAAAGACUUCCAGUUCAAGCUCAUCGAUGCUAUGGAAAAGGCACAAGGUAGAUGGAACGUGAGAUAUACAUUUGUUAACUGAUCUUGCACAUACAGACGUGCAUAGUCAGAUCAAUUGAAUCGCUCAGUUUAUAACCACUAACGAGGGAACAUUCCCAAGUGAGGCACUCCGAUUUUGUUCAAACCUGGCAAUUUAUAUGUAAGCAAGGGCGCUGAUUACGAAUAUGAUAGCUGUUUGUGCCCAUAGACCUUUCCUAGCGUUUCUUUGGAGAACUGGUUUUCUAGAAACCUCCUGAAACCCUAACAAUGUUUUAUCAACAUGUUGGAAUUAUAGCCUGAAGAUUUUGCACAAAAAUGAGACGUUUUCCAGCUAUCCACGACCUUUCUUUGCAAAGUUACAGAACUUACAAGAGAAGCCCUAAAUGUUCAUUGUCAGCUGAGAGAUCUAGAAAGAAAAAGGAAAAUUAAUUUAGGGCUCCUCGUGU